AUGAUUAGCAAUCGAAAGAGACCAAGAGUUUUAAGUACUGAAGGACCUUCAAAUGUUUUAAAUUGUGAUGCAACAGUUGCUACUGGAGCAAACCGCGGCAACGGAGCAAAUAUUUCUACAUCUACCACCACAACAAAUACAACCAGCACUAAUAUUUCAGAAACUCCACCUUCUUUGUAUCAACUGCAACAACAGCAACAACAGCACCAUCUGUUAUUGCUCAAUAAUCACAAUGGAAAUAUUUCUUCUGAUACUUCAACUGAUUCCACAAAUUCUUUCCCAUUUUAUAAACCAUUGUUGGCUGCAAAGGCAAAAAUUGAUUCAACAACUUUUACCAACCCAUUUUUGUCUGUCCAUGAUAAUCACCACGACCAUGGAUCCUCCUCAUAUGCAUUAGAAGAUGACGAUGAUGAUGAUGAUUUAGAAGAUGAUGACGAUGAUGGUAUUGAGGAGAUUGACGCGUUUGAUGAGGAUGAUGAUAUUAUUUUUCUUGAACAACGUGAGAUUGUUAAACGAAACAGCGAUACUUUAUUGUAUGACAGUGAUGCAUUGGCUGCCUAUAACAUGUUUAAUGUUAAUAAUGUUGCCAUUAAUCCUGAUUAUAAUCGGACAAAGAAACAAAGAACAAACUCGUUACCUCAAUUGCCUCAAGUUAAAUGUUUUUACAACAAGUUGCCUAACAAUUAUGUGUUGCAAACACCAAAAUUAGGCAACAUCAAAACAAAUGUUAUACCCCAUCAUUUGAAUUUACCGCCGUGUGAUGACGAAAAUGGCCAUUAUAUAAUCAAACCAAAUGAUUUGUUUGCCAAUCGGUUUGUCAUUAUCAAGUUGUUGGGUCAAGGUACGUUUGGUAAAGUUGUUCAAUGUUUUGAUAAGGUGAAGAAUGAACAUGUCGCUAUUAAGAUUAUCAGAAAUAUUCAAAAGUAUCGUGAUGCUGCCAAGAUUGAAUUGCGUAUCUUGUCCACACUCAAGAAAUUUGAUCACAAGAAUGAUAAUCAUUGUAUACAUUUGCGUGAAUGUUUUGAUUAUCGAGGUCAUAUUUGUAUUGUUACUGAUUUGUUGAAGAUAUCUUUGUAUGAUUUCUUGGAAAACAACAAGUAUAUUGCUUUUCCAGGAUCACAAAUUCAAGCUAUUGCUAAACAAUUGAUAAGGAGUGUUGCAUAUCUUCAUGAUAUCAGUCUAAUUCACACUGACAUGAAACCUGAGAAUAUAUUGUUGGUGAAUGAUAGUUUCCAAAGAAAACCAUUAAAGAGCAGAACUAUCACUUCUUCAUACCUAAGUCUAGGGACAGGUAGUUCCAAGAAAGUACCCAAGCAAACAAAGAUUUUAAAUAAUGUUGAAAUUCAGGUGAUUGAUUUUGGAAGUGCGAUAUUUGCUGAUGAGUAUCACAGUAGUAUUGUUAGUACUCGACAUUAUCGUGCCAUUGAAAUUGUCUUAGGAAUUGGUUGGUCUUUCCCUAUAGAUAUGUGGUCAUUGGGUUGUAUUUUAGUGGAAUUAUUAACAGCCGAUGUCCUUUUCAAGACCCAUGCAAAUUUAGAACACUUGGCUAUGAUUGAGAAAGUAUGUGGUGAAAGAAUUCCUCCAUAUAUGAUUCAAAGAGCUAAAGAAAGAAACACUGAAGUUGCCGAUAUGUUUGAUGAUCAUACUUUGAGAUUGAAAUUUCCAACCCUGUCGACUCCUCCUAAAUUUAUCACAUCAGUUGAAGAAAUGGAUAGAAUUGAUUUAUAUUUGAGUAAGAAGAUUGGAUUAGAUAUUAAUCUUGAUUUUAAUAUCCUGGUUAAUUUUAAGAAGAAUGAAGAUAAAAUAAGUUUAGGGGAUUUUACAUUUUAUUACUUUUUGUUUGAUUUGAUCAAGAAGUUGUUAGUCAUUGAUCCAGACGAUCGAAUAACGGCUGAUGAUGCUUUGAAUCAUCCAUGGUUUAAUUUAGGUACUGUAGAUGAAGGUACCAUAUAA
Candida tropicalis MYA-3404 is the source of this 1953-nucleotide messenger RNA. It is a transcript of the gene KNS1, whose product is annotated as serine/threonine protein kinase. The transcript has a single exon. The coding region runs from base 1 to 1953 and encodes 650 amino acids. The record is from RefSeq and is a predicted model, not a curated record. Gene Ontology annotation, molecular function: protein kinase activity; ATP binding. NCBI's taxonomy places the organism in Eukaryota, Fungi, Ascomycota, Pichiomycetes, Serinales, Debaryomycetaceae. Gene Ontology annotation, cellular component: nucleus. Gene Ontology annotation, biological process: protein phosphorylation.